ACGCUGCUGGAGACGCCGCCGUCUCGCCGCCAGAGACGCAAAGAGGAGGCAACUGCAGCGGCUGCACUGCCUCUGGCUGGUGGAAGUGGAGAAGGAGAUGGCGGCGUCGUGGAUCUGCAGGAGGUGCCGCACGUGGGGAGUCUGGAGGUGGUGGAGGGCGACGACAUCUUGCAGACGCUGCUGCGCGCCAGCACGCCGCGAGUCAAGCGCCGGUUCCCGUCGGAGGAGGCGCUGACCGAUAGUGAGAAGAGAGAGCGAGAGACUCUGAGACGCAGACGCAUCAUGAUACGCAGCGAGUACUCGGCCAUGAAGCAGGAGCAGCCAAGGGAGGAGAUGGAGGAGGAAUUCAAGACGCCGCCGCAGAGUCCGGAGGUCGAGAGGACCUUGUUCCAGCUGGUUGAGCAUGUUCAGGAGGCUGCGAAGAAGGUGGACGGGGAAGUACCCGUAGAGGACGGAGAGGAAGAGCGCGUGCAGCUGGAGGAGGAGGAGGCCGAGACGGACGAAGAGACCACGGAGAGCAAGAUCCACCGACUAAGCCAGGUCAUGCACCUCAACUGGCGCCAGUUCUUGCUGCGGCUUAUCUCGGGAGCGCUGCUACUCUGUGUGAUGGUGGUGGCAGCGCCUUUUGUGAAGAAGUUGCUGGAAUCACCACUGCCGUACUGCGAUAGCGAGUGGGUCGACGCCAAUGACGGCUCGUUCGUGCUUGCUGAUCCAGCAGACCAUUUUGACCGGUCGAAGGCCCUGCAGCCAUUUAUUAGCAGCACUGCUGUGGCUGCGCGGCCCACGUGCCAGCCGUGCCCCGUGUAUGGCAACUGCCUUAAUGGCUCCGUAAUCUCUUGCGCGCCGCCGUAUGUGUUGCAGUACGGACUGUGUAAGGAAGACCCUGAAGUGCAAGAAAGCCUCGACCAGCUUGCGCUCAGUAUCCAAAAGUUCGUUGUGGAGAAAGCUGCUGCGAACGCGUGUGACAGUGUGUCGUUGUGGAGCUACCUUACAUCGAAUGAGCCACCGGAGCCUUCAUUUGAUCUGGCUGCGUCGAUCGAGGUGCUGCUUUCUGACGUGCAGGUUUUCGUGACAAGGACGAUCUCGUUCGGGAAGGCAGUGUCGACGUUGCCCCGCGAGUACGUGUUUAAUCGCGCCCUAGACAUGGCGCUACGCAACUUGAAGGAUGUCUUCGUGACUGAGGACCAGAGUCAGCUCGUCGUGGGUGGAGGUGUUGUGCCGUGGCAGUGCCGAGCCAAGCACCAACUGUAUUCUCACAUUAAGUUGAUUGCAGUGGCGGUGGCAUUGGGAACUGCGUUGGUCUUCGCGUACCGGCAGUUCCUCCUGUACCGCACGGAGCGCCAACUCGUCGAUCGUUUCGUGAAAGAGGCGCGCUUCUUCCUCUUGGACCGGACGCGCCGGACUGAUCGGUUCUACCCAGCCGAUCAUUUGCGUGACGACUUGUUCGAGAAGCAGUCUCUUCAAGACCGUGCAUGGCUCUGCAAGUCUGUCUGGCCCAAAGUUGCUGCUGUCGUGAAGGAUGAUUCACGGAUUACCACGCGCUUGAUGAGGUAUGUG
This is a messenger RNA of Phytophthora sojae, 1557 nucleotides long. RefSeq lists its product as hypothetical. Gene Ontology annotation, cellular component: nuclear inner membrane. Gene Ontology annotation, molecular function: chromatin binding. NCBI's taxonomy places the organism in Eukaryota, Oomycota, Peronosporomycetes, Peronosporales, Peronosporaceae. The transcript has a single exon. The record is from RefSeq and is a predicted model, not a curated record. The annotation marks the transcript as partial.